Erythranthe guttata (spotted monkey flower) is the source of this 843-nucleotide messenger RNA. The record is from RefSeq and is a predicted model, not a curated record. NCBI's taxonomy places the organism in Eukaryota, Viridiplantae, Streptophyta, Magnoliopsida, Lamiales, Phrymaceae.
GUAUGAAUUUCACAUACAACAAUAAUAAUGUCAACAAUAUUAAUGGAAGAAAAUGAAGAGCCUGCUAGCCCGACUGCUCGAAUGAUGCAAGUACCGGGUUUCGAUAUUUGUAUAUACGCAAUCAUGGGUUACGUGACACUCAUCGAUCUCGAUUUAUUCAAGAGUGACUUGGGGCAAACCCUCGUCAAACAUCCUCGUUUCUCCAGUUUGCUCGUUGCGAAGGAUAAGAAGGGUGGCAAAUAUUCGUGGAAACAAACAAUAGUAGACAUUGAAAAACAUGUGUUUGCUCCUGAUUUGGACCCGAACAUGGAAUCGCCUGACAAAUUUGUGGAGAAUUUCAUUUCACGUCUAUCGAGAGAAAAACUGGACCCCACAAAGCCAGUAUGGGAAAUGCACGUGCUUAAUGUGAAACCAUCGUACGCAAAUUCGACGGUUAUUUUCAAGAUUGACCAUUCGAUUGGAGACGGUGUUUCUCUCAUUUCAUUUAUACUCGCGUGCGCAAAGAAAACGUCCAACCCUGAAUCCGAACCCGCUAUGCCAUCCAAGAAACCGAAAAUUAAAAUUGAUCGUGAUAAGAUCAAUAAUAAUAUUGGAUUGUUGAUGACGAUGAAGAAGUUGUUCUCGUCUGUUUGGAUAAUAUUCCUCGUUUUUUAUUACACUUUGAUUGAUUUAGUAGUGUUUUUGGCAACAAUAUUGUUUUUCAAAGACACGAAAACCCCUAUUAAAGGAGCAAAAGAGGUCGAAAACUCUCCCAAGCGAUUUGUUCAUCGGAUUGUCGAUCUCGACGAUGUUAAGCUCGUCAAGAAUGCUAUGAAUGCGACGAUCAAUGACGUAUUACGGUGA